Messenger RNA from Botrytis byssoidea, 879 nucleotides. RefSeq lists its product as uncharacterized. The coding region runs from base 1 to 879 and encodes 292 amino acids. The record is from RefSeq and is a predicted model, not a curated record. The transcript has 2 exons. Lineage: Eukaryota; Fungi; Ascomycota; Leotiomycetes; Helotiales; Sclerotiniaceae.
AUGUCUCAGCCCACCACAGAUAUACAGAAUUACGAAGUGGAUGAUGCGUCUACUGCCGAUGUAAUUAUUGGUGAGAAUGCUCAUGAGAAGAAUUCUAAGAAAAAUCUAGAGCUUUCCAAAAAGCCAAAGAGCACCCAGACAACUAUCAGCGAGUCGAGUAAUAUCCCAAAACAAGCUAUUCCGCCUAUAACCCAUUUCACGGAACCUACAACGACAUAUUGGCAAACCAUCCUCCCAUUCAACCACACCCCGCAAACCCCGCCCUAUAGAUAUGGAUUCCCAGCCAAACUACCCGACUCACGUUUCCUGGUUCUCCCAAUCAGACCGCUGAAAGAUAAUCCCAAGCAUGCGGUUGCCUCACUUCUAGUCAAUCAAGCUUCCAUGGAAGUAGUAGAUACCCUCUCCAAUUUUCUUGCCGAUCUCGUGCGUCGUUUUGAGCCGGAUGUUAUUAUUGGGCUUCCCACUUUGGGUCUUAGUCUGGCUCCGCUUGUUGCUAGAAAUUUGGGCUUAAAAAGAUAUGUACCCCUAGGCUACUCCCGCAAAUUUUGGUACGAUGAUGCGCUCUCCGCCUCAGUAUCAUCCAUUACAUCCCCAGAACUGGGGUUGAAGAAAGUAUAUUUGGAUCCGCAUCAAUUACCUUUGGUUUUAGGAAAUCGAUGUAUUAUUAUUGAUGACGCAGUAAGUUCCGGUGCUACACUGAAGACGGCUUGGGAUUUGUUGGAGAAGAUUGGUUGUGAUAUUGUGGCUUGUGGGGUGGUGAUGAAACAGGGGAAUAAAUGGGAACAGAAAAUUGGGCAGGAGAGAGUAGAUAAAUUGGUUUACGUGUUGGAAAGUCCUCUUUUGGAGGCCUUCGAUGAGGGAUGGGCAUUCAGAUCUUGA